AUGCAUACUUCUUCCCGUGAUGGUCCCACUGAAACGUUGAAGAAAAAAGUUGCUGAGAUGGAGAAGUAUAGAAAGAGAAGAGACCCCAGAAAGAAUCAGUUUUCUGUAGAAGUCCCUGAAUCAAGAUCCUUCCUUGACACAGCCACCAUGCCUAUGAUUCUCACUGUGGUUGGCACUGCCCUUUUUGCCAAAAUCCUCAUGAUGCUUGAUGAUUCUAGGUCUCAAGAAAUGAUAGAGCGCAAGAUAAAGAAUGCUCCCCCAGGCCAAGGGACGGUUAGGAUGCUAGAUCGUGAGGAGUGGGAAGAAAUUCGAGAAAUUAGACCAAGGACACCAUUUGAAUCAAAACUGGCCCGUCCAAAUGCACGUAUUAGGACUGGAGAACAUUUACGCUGGGAAGAUGUUAAGGACUGGACAAUGGAUGUGUUUGCAGAUGGUUUCACACGUGUCGAAGAAACAGUUAGACGUGGGUCAAAUUAG
Molecule: messenger RNA, 477 nt
Organism: Oldenlandia corymbosa var. corymbosa
Lineage: Eukaryota; Viridiplantae; Streptophyta; Magnoliopsida; Gentianales; Rubiaceae
Source: the annotation of a GenBank genome assembly